This is a messenger RNA of Planococcus citri (citrus mealybug), 3939 nucleotides long. Its product is annotated as general transcriptional corepressor trfA-like. The coding region runs from base 156 to 3125 and encodes 989 amino acids. NCBI's taxonomy places the organism in Eukaryota, Metazoa, Arthropoda, Insecta, Hemiptera, Pseudococcidae. The record is from RefSeq and is a predicted model, not a curated record. The transcript has 8 exons.
UUAUUUUUUUUUGAUUUUCUGUUAUCAUAUCACACAAAAUUUAUUUAAAAAUUAAAAUUUUAUUAAAUUUAUCAAUUAAAACCACCAAUCUUUUCUUGUGUGCAAUAUAUUUCAAAAGUGCGUGAUAUGUUGAACCUGCCAUCAAUGUACGUAACAUGAAACAAAAUUCAUUUCUCUCAAAAGAAGAAUUACUCUUACAAUGUAACACGAUCAAACGAAGACAAGAACGUAUUAUUCAAGUCCGGCAACAAUCUAAGCAAAUGUCCGCCGCGAUUCUUGAUAAAGUGAAACGAGAAGCGCAGAGACAAUGUGAAGAGAUUGAAAACCAGGUUCUGUCUGAAAUUCGGAAUUACCACCAAAAGGAACUCGAAUACAGCAGACAACAAUACGAAAAAUGUAUAUCAGAAAUCAAUCAACGGCACUAUCUGCAACAAAUUAAUAUAAAUAACAGAAACUCGCAAACUGUCGGCAAGAAAACAUUACAAAAUUCUAGCCCUGUGAAAAGCGCUUCGAGUACCAACAAUGAUGGAAAGAGGAAUAAACCUUUGGAACAGAAAUCAAGUUUGAAAUCUCUAGAACAACACGCAAGCACUGCUAGAAAUACAAAUAAAAAAUUGAACGAAAAGAAAGUCAGAUUACCAAGUCCAGAGAAACCAUCUCGAAAUAUAAUUAUCGAUUCAGAUGAUGACGGUGUGAGACACACGAUACUGAAUUUUCGAAAACAUUCGCCCGAAGUGAAGCAUUUGAAAUCGUUGCAAGGAGACGAUAACCGUCCUCGAUGCCGAAAAAAAUCACCUUGUUCAAAUACUCAUAAACCUAAACUGAUUCAUUCUAAGGCUAUAGACGAUCACGCUUUGAUUAAUGAUAAAUCGAGUAAGACACAAAUUGACGAAAUGUACAAUCACCUGGUACACGAUCGAAUCCGUAUUUUAGAGCAAAAGGACAAAAUAUUAGAUCGGCAAACAAUGUUUUUACCGAACGGCAUCAGCAUGACUGAAAAAACGCCUCGAUUCUCCGAAUACUUCGCUCGUUUUCAUAGAGCUAAAAUAUCAUCAACUGACAUCAUUUCAUCGAGUACUUCUCGCAAAGAAAAUGAGAUUAAAGGAAUUAUGAAUGACAUGGAACGAGUAAAAUUGAAAAAGAAAUUAUUGAAAGAGGAACUAAACCAGCCAAAAGAUGCGAAUAAUUCAAAAACUGUUUCGUUGACGGAAGAAACGCAACACGAUAAAAAACAAGAUUCGCCAGUAAGCAGUGAAAAACCGAUAACAAAUUCUAGUUCGAAUAAAAAUUCUCCUCCGUCAAACAGCGACGAUUCAUCUAAAAAAAUAUCACCUCGAAACAGGCUGUGCCCUUCUCCUAUACCCAAAACUGCAAUCAAUGACGACGACACCUCUCGCGAAUCGAACAAAAAGUUGAAAAAAUUACCAAAGCAUCGACACUGCAGACACAAAUCUCGUCAUCAAGCUAUUCAAAUUACUGUCUCGAAGGAUAAAAAAUCUGUCAUCUCUACUUUCAACGAUAACAUCUCCAAUACUCAACAGAAUGGUACGAAUAGCUCGAGCUCGACUAGUAAAGAUUUUCAGCAAAAUGUCACGCAACCGGUUAAAUUGGUCGUUAAUGUUCUUCCAUCCGCCGACUGUAGAAUUGAGAUAAAAAAUAAUACCUCGGAUAAACGAUACGUGCGCGGUACUUCUAAACAGCACGCUGAAAAAGUUAAAGACUGGAGGACGAUAUUCAAAAAUCAAGACAAAUUAACCGAAUCUUCGUAUUAUAGUCCUCCCGAAUACAACAAAGCGAUUGAGAACAUCUCUUCCGAAGAAUAUGAACGUCGAGAAGUAACACCACCAUCUUCCACGGUAGCUCCAAAAGAUAUAGGUUUUUAUGUACGUAAACUGCUAUUAAUGAGUCCGGAAAGUAUAGAUAACUUGAAUGUUUCUUCUUGCAAUACAACGCUGAUAGACGACUCGUCGCGAACCACUUCGAUUGAUUCGAAUGCUACCGAUGACAUUUCUCCUCAACGCCAGAAAGUUUCUCCAACUGAGACAGCGCCGAAGAAAAAUCAACUCCACGAUGCUGGAAAUAAUCACGACGAUACCGAACACGUUAAGCAGUUGUUAUUCAAAUGUUUAAAACUCGCGACCGCCAAAUCCGAUGAUAUAAAUUUGACAACUUUUAAAUCGAUCGACUCGUCUUGCGAUAACAAAUCAUUCGGAAAUUUUCCCAAAGCUUCCGAGUUGAAUGAUUCUAAUACUUCUUACGAGAACUUCAUCACAACUGCGAUUCGAAGAUUGUUACCUUUAUAUCAGAACUCUCUCGAUGACAAUCUAGACUACACAGUCCAUUCGCAGCAAACAUUAAAUCGCACCGAAGACCAAUCUGAAGUUAAUAUUUCGAAAGACAGCGCUUAUAUGUCCACAUCAGCUUAUCUACACAAAUUUGUCUCUUCCUUGUCCAAUGCCUCUGAGAAACCCAAUGCUGAAAAUCGCGACAUUAUCGCAUACUUGAAACAGUGCAUUGAAUCGCAAUCAUCGCCGGAGAAAGAAAAUAAAAUACUAGAAGAUUCGUACGACUCUGCCAACGACGUACCAUCCAAAGAUGCUAGUUAUACAUCAUUACCGUCGGUUGACGAACUCAUUCGGAAAGGUUUAAUUAGUAAAGCGUACGCUUUAGACGACACACAAAAUGAACCUAAAGAAUUUAUAGAUGAAGAAGAAUUCGUCAGAAAAAUGCUUCAAGUUAAUUUCACCUCGAAAGAAUCUCAUUCCAAAGAUGAUGGUGACCAGAGUAAGAGCAACGAUAAUGAUGAUCAUCAAUCGGAGCCGGAUGAUAAAUACGCCACCGAUAUUAGACGAGAAUUUCGUAAAUUGGGAUUGAAUUGGAUGGAUACGACUUUACAGCGGACCUUGCAAGCGUCUGUUAUUAAUUCCACCUCUAGUGCCGAAGAUAGUGCCGGACCAUUACGCAGUAAUACUCAUUUUUCUUCAGGUUACCAGGCUAGUAUUAGUUCGAAUCUUAUUAUUCCGCAACAACAACCAAAGCAACAUUCUCGAGAAGUUUUAAAUAUUUCACCGAUUACUGUUCCUGAUUUGCAGUUGAGCGUGCCGCAGUGUUUUAGAAAAAAUUGACGGUUUCGCUGUGUUUCAAGUAUUAUUAUUUUACUCCUGUAUAAGUUUUAAAAAAAAUUAUCUACCAAUUAUUAUUAAGUUUGAAAUUAUUCCCAGUGAUACGAUUCAUUUUUUCGCUCAGUUUUCUUAUAUGUGUUUAAUUUUAAGUUGACAGUAUUUUUAACUACUAGUUUAUUCGCCAAGACACGAUGGUCUAGCGUUCGUUAUUCAUCUGAAGUAUUUCUACGAGCUUACUUUGAAAUUUACAGUGAUCUUAUGAAUAAUUAUAUUUGUGACCUUAUUGCAAUAUUUUUAUUAUUAUUUACUCUUUUGUUAUAAUUAUUUUAAAAGGCGUAUUAUCUCGACAUGUUUUUUAUUACUAGGCGAAGACACUACAUUUUGUUAAGUCCUUAUUGGUAUCUUCAAUCCAAAAUAAUUCAACACAGAUUUACAAUCACCGAAGGACUUAUUAAAUAUGUGACCCGCUCUGACAAAACCGACCGUUUCGACAAAAAAAAGUGUCCAAAAUAAUGAUGUUUAAAAUGAGUUUUAAGGGUUGAAAGAUCAGAUUUUUGAGAAAAAAACAUUUUUUGAAAUUUUGUCGAAAUGGUCGGUUUUGUCAGAGCGGGUCACAUAUGAUGUGUUUCGGAGCUUCUAGCUCGAUAAACAUUCCUUUAUUCUUAUGUUUUAUAAGACACAAUAUUCCGUCCUCAUUUUAAAUGUAGUGCGAGGAUUAAAGAUUAAUCAUCUGAACAAAAAAAAAAUUUCCCAGUGUUGGAACAACUGUAUUUUAAUAUGUAAUUACACGAAAAAUAAAAGAUUAUCAAAUUUACAA